Molecule: messenger RNA, 957 nt
Organism: Penicillium brasilianum
Lineage: Eukaryota; Fungi; Ascomycota; Eurotiomycetes; Eurotiales; Aspergillaceae
Source: the annotation of a GenBank genome assembly
AUGUCGGACGAGAUCGUUUGGCAGGUUAUCAACCAGCAGUUUUGCUCCUACAAGCUCAAAACUACCAAGGAGCAAAAUUUCUGCCGCAAUGAACACAACGUAACUGGCUUGUGCAAUCGGCAAUCCUGCCCUCUCGCCAAUUCGCGAUAUGCGACGGUGCGCUCCGACCCCGAGACCGGAAACAUGUACCUGUACAUGAAGACCGUCGAACGUGCCCACAUGCCCAGCAAGUGGUGGGAACGUGUGCGCCUGUCCUCCAACUACGCCAAGGCGCUGGAGCAACUCGACGAGCGCCUGAUCUACUGGCCCAAGUUCCUGGUCCACAAGUGCAAGCAGCGUCUCACCCGCCUGACGCAGGUGCAAAUCCGCAUGAGGAACAUUGCCAAGGAGGAUGAUCGCCUCGGUGAGAAGAUCGUGCCCAAGUUAGCGCCUAAGAUUCGCCGCCGUGAGGACACUCGUGAGCGGAAGGCUUUGUCUGCGGCCAAGGUGGAGCGUGCAAUUGAGCGCGAGCUUAUCGAGCGUCUGCGCAGUGGUGCCUACGGUGACCAGCCGCUUAAUGUUGACGAAAACAUCUGGAAGAAGGUUCUCCGCGGUCUGGAGCGUGCUGGUGAGGGUGAGCGCGAUGAGGAUAUGGAUGAUGGAGAGGAAAUUGAGGAUGAGGAGGAAGGUGUUGGUGAGGUCGAGUACGUCAGCGACCUUGAUGAAGAGGAGGAUCUUGAGGAUAUCGAGGACUGGCUGGGCGGUGAUUCGGCCGACUCCAGCGAUGACUACGAUGAGGAUGAUGAGAGUGAUGAUGAGAGCGACGGCGAGAGCGCGCCUAGCGAGGAUGAGAAGAAGCCCAAGCCUGGUGCCAAGCGCAAGCAUGUCGCUCCCCAGGUCAAGCCGCGGAAGAAGGGCCCUCGUAUCGAAAUCGAGUACGAGACCGAGGGUGUUGGCAAGGAUCAUGUCAUGGCGUAA